AUGGGAAGCGCAUCAGCAACGCAACAUGCUCCGAAGUCUCUCCUCGAACUCGAGGACUUGCUUCGGGAUGACACCAAAGUGAAAGUGGCUGUUGAUGGUGUCCUGAGGGGCAAGUUCAUGUCCAAGGAGAAAUUCCUCAGUGCCGCAUCGUCCGAUGGAUUCGGCUUCUGCAGUGUCAUUUUCGGAUGGGAUCUACAUGACACCGUCUACUCAAAGGAACUACUGAUCUCUAAUAGGGCAAACGGGUACCGAGAUCUUCUCGCGACCAUCGACUUGUCUACAUACCGACGGAUACCUUGGGAGAAAAAUGUCCCCUUUUUCCUCGUGUCCUUCCUCGACCCGGACACCAAGGAACCCAUCUGUGCGGAUCCCCGCGGCGUCCUCAAGGGCGUCGUGGACAAGGCUGCAAGCAAGGGGUGGCAAUGCUACGCUGGCUGUGAAUACGAGUACUUCCAAUUCAAAGAGACACCGCACAGUUUGAAUGAGAAAAGGUACACAGACCUACAACCGCUCACUCCUGGAAUGCAUGGCUACUCACUCCUCCGCACUCAACUGAACAACGACUACUUUCACGACAUCUUCGACGAGAGUCUGAAGUUUGACGUGCCGCUCGAAGGCCACCACACCGAGACGGGGCCGGGUGUAUAUGAGACCGCGCUAGCUUACACGACCGCAUGUCGCAUGGCAGACAACGCAAUCUUGUUCAAGUAUCUUUUGAAGAGCAUAGGCAUGAAGCACGGGAUAGUCCCGAGUUUCAUGGCUAAGCCUUGGGGAAACCUGCCAGGCUGCAGCGGCCAUAUCCACGUCUCAUUACGCGACGAGAAUGGAAAGAGUAUCUUCGCCGUCUCCGAAGCGCAGCUCAAGACCGGACGCGCCAACGCAGCCAACGAAGACACCAAGUUCCUCAGCCAAGAAGGCGAGUGGUUCCUCGCCGGGGUUCUCGACGGCCUCCCCGACGUCAUGCCCAUGCUGGUCCCGACGAUCAACGGCUACAAGCGGCUCGUCGGCGGCGAGGCGUUCUGGGCGCCCAACGCGGUCACGUACGGCUACGACUCGCGCGCCGCGUCCGUGCGCAUCAUCGGCCCGCCCUCCGUCCCGCCCGCCGCGACGCGCUUGGAGGUGCGCGUGCCCGGCGCGGACAUGAACCCCUACUUCGCGCUCAGCGCGGUCCUCGCGCUCGGGCUGCGGGGCAUCGAGAGGAAGAUGGCGCUGCCCGGCCCGCCGGUGGGGCAGUUGACGUUGGAGGAUAAGAAGAACGGCAAGGUCAAGAUGCUCCCGCAGUCGCUGGAGGCGGCGACGGAGCGCAUGAUGCGUGCUGAGAGCAUCGCGCGCGAGGAGGCGGUGUUCGGAAACGAUUUCGUGGACCACUUCGGAGGCACGCGCCAGCACGAAGUGCAGCUUUGGAACCAGGCAGUCACAAACUGGGAAGUGGAGAGAUAUCUGGAACUGGCUUGA
Molecule: messenger RNA, 1455 nt
Organism: Fomitopsis serialis
Lineage: Eukaryota; Fungi; Basidiomycota; Agaricomycetes; Polyporales; Fomitopsidaceae
Exons: 13
Coding region: 1-1455 (484 amino acids)
Molecular function (GO): glutamine synthetase activity
Source: RefSeq, a predicted model, not a curated record